Messenger RNA from Ceutorhynchus assimilis (cabbage seed weevil), 5394 nucleotides. The record is from the annotation of a GenBank genome assembly. NCBI's taxonomy places the organism in Eukaryota, Metazoa, Arthropoda, Insecta, Coleoptera, Curculionidae.
CAUAAAUAAAUAUAAAUAAAUAUCAUAUAAUGCAUAUGGGUUAUCAACUUCAAAAUGAGGAAGGGGACUAUUAGUUUUAUGUAAUUUAGAUUUAUAUUUUGGAAUAGAAUAAUAGAAAAUAAUUUCAAACAUUAUUUGCACAUGGAAAAAGUAUCGCUCAGAAACACUACACUAGAUGUGAAAAAAUCUAGAAAAAUCUGCUGCUAUGCGUGGGAGGAAAAUCUCUCCUUCCCUGGCUGUCAUCUGUUGUUGCAGGAAUGUUGAAGUGAAAUGUGAAACUGAAAAAUAAGCUAUUGGAAUUUAUUAUUUAGCAAUGCCCAAUUGGCACUUAAUAAAACCGUCCUCGUAAUAAACGAACUCAAGGAAUUGUUAUUCGUUAUUCAAUUGCUGACUAAGCUAAGCAGUUUAUGGAAAUAAAAAGUGCCUUGCAUGUUAUGAUAAAAUUGUUUAUUUUUGUAACUCGAUAUUGUGUAUAUUAUUACAGUGUUUUGCAAAAAUGCCUUCAAUACCAACUGUUAUCGAGCCCGAUGCAGAAUGUCGUAGUGUCACAGACAGUAUAGGAUCGCAUUCAGACACAUCGGCACAUACUAGCGUUACCAUGACCAAGCCUCAUAUGGAAGUAGUGUGCAUUAUCGAUAUCUGCCAGAAUGAAAAUUUAGCGCAGAGGAAAAAGGCAUUUGAAGAAGUUAAAAUGGCUUGUAUUCAAGUUGGAGCUAAUGUUUCACAUAUACAGUUUGAAAAACUCGAUUUUGGAGAAGCAAAUGUGGUCAGCAGUUUUUACAAUGCAGAUGUGAUAAUUAUCGAUAUAUCAUUACCAAUGCAACAGAGUACACUAAUAUACCAUUUAGGUGUACGGGAAAGUUUCAAUAUGAAGCAGAAUAUUUUAAUUUACAAUGAUAUAGAUCCUGAAAUAACUGUUCGACUUAAGUUGUCAUGUUCAAACUAUCCCUUUGUUUCAUACAAAUUAGCUGAAACGUCAUGUUUAACUACAGGACUAACCGACAGAGGAGAAGAGAUAACGGAAUUUUUGCAUCAAAAAUUGAAGAAACUCUUGCAAGAUGUAGAAAUUCAGAGCAAGGCACAUAUGAAGGAAAGAUUUCUAGUUGACCUAAAAAAAAUUAAUGAAAUUAAAUCAUCUGGACCAAAUAAGAAGGAGGCAUUACAAAAAAUUGUAAAGAGACUAGACGAUCCUAAUGUUUUAUCAGGUGAUACAGUUCUUAAUGUCCUCCUGAGUUUCAGAGAUAUUCAAGGAUAUGAGUCUAUGAUUCAUCUUGUUGAAGAAUUGAAAAAAGUACCAGCUGCUCAAAAAUAUCUCAAUUCUUACAUUAUAUUUUUAUACGCAUUUGCUCUGAAUAGAAGAAAAAAUGACGGCGACAGAGAAAAGGCUUUACAAGUUUGUAUUCGAGCUUUGCAAAAGAAAGAAAACCAUUUUCCCGAUAUGUUGUGUUUAUGCGGGAGAAUCUAUAAAGACAAAUUUACAGAAUCUAAUUAUACAGACCAGGAAAGCUUAGAUCAAGCUAUACAUUGGUAUAAGAAAGGCUUUGAAGUGCAACCCAAUGAAUAUGCAGGAAUUAACCUGGCAACAUUGCUUGUUAUAAAGGGCGAGGAACUAAGCAAAUCUAGCGAAUUGCAACAUAUUGCUAUUGUUUUAAAUAGCCUCAUAGGAAAAAAAGGAAGUUUGGCAUCCUUAAAGGAUUAUUGGGAUGUUGCCACUUUUUUUGAAAUUUCUGUUUUGGCCCAAAAUUAUGCCAACGCAAUAAAUGCGGCAGAAUAUAUGUUUCGACUGAAACCUCCCGAUUGGUAUCUUAAAUCCACCAUAGGAAAUAUACAGCUGAUUGAUCGAUUCAGGAAGAAAAAGGAAGAAGACAUUUCAGCAGAGGAACAAAUUUUUUACUUUUGGAUGGAUUUUUUUACAGAGGCAAUUAAGUUGCCCCACCAAGUAUGUUCGGAUGGUCGGUUUCCUGUUUUAGUUUUUGAACCCAGCAAAGAGUAUAUGCCCAGUCAUGUUUGGAUUAAUUUAGGCGCAGAACCACAAACAAUACAACUAACCAAUGAAUGCCUUAAACGCCUAAAAUUACAAUGUACAGAAAUUCACGAUUGGGAAUUUACAGCUGACGAUAUUAGAAGUUUCAGUUUAAAUACACAAGACGACAGAUCAUUAUUUCUUUAUGUCUUGGCCAUAUCGGAUUGCUUCCAGAUGUUUUUUCCCUCAGAAGCAUGCAGAAGCGUAUUUCAUGACCACUUGGUAAAUUUCCUCAACUAUCAGGAAAGACCAUUAGAGCCUGAACCUCUUCAAGAAAUUCAUUGUGAAUAUGACCGUGAUGAGCAAGGAAGGAAGAAACUAUUAGGUAAAGGAAGUUAUGGAGUCGUAUAUUCUGCUUUAGAUUUAAAUAAACAAGUUCGUAUAGCAGUCAAAGAAGUACCUGAAAAAAAUCUGGGAGCAGUUCAACCUUUGCAUGAAGAAAUUAGAGUUCACUCUCAACUGAGACACCGAAAUAUCGUUCAAUAUCUUGGAUCUCUUUCGGAAGAUGGUUUCUUUAAAAUAUAUAUGGAACAAGUUCCUGGGGGAUCCUUGAGUGCACUUUUGAGAUCCAAAUGGGGCUCGUUACAGAAAAAUGAACCCACUAUGGCUUCAUAUAGUAAACAGAUAUUAGAAGGGCUGAAAUAUUUACAUAGUCACAGGAUUGUGCAUAGGGAUAUAAAAGGUGAUAACGUUUUGGUGAACACCUAUAGUGGUGUAGUGAAAAUCUCAGAUUUUGGUACAUCAAAAAGAUUAAUAGGUCUGGUUCCUACCACUCAAACGUUUACUGGAACAAUUCAAUAUAUGGCUCCCGAAGUUAUUGACAGAGGACAGCGUGGAUAUGCUGCACCAGCAGAUGUUUGGUCAAUGGGUUGUACCGUUGUAGAAAUGGCUACUGGGAAAACGCCUUUUAUUGAGUUGGGAUCUCCACAGGCAGCUCUUUUUAAAGUAGGAUAUCAUAAGGCUCAUCCUGAGAUUCCAGAACUUUCAGAAAAAGCUACUUCUUUUAUUCUGAGGUGUUUCGAAUCUAAUCCUGAUAAGAGAGCUACUGCCGAACAGUUAUUGGAGGAUCCCUUCUUAGGGCCUGAAAGAAAGAAACCCCUACGGGUUAACACAGAGUUCAAUAGAAGCGUCUCAGUGCCAGUGGAUAAAAUGGUUCCCAGAAUGCUUGCUGGACACUCUAGUGCUCCAAAUCAAACUCCCGUAACUCCAGAAUCUGAUUCUAGCCAUCACUAUUCCAGAACUGCCUCACUCCUGCCACCAAUCCAAAUGCCUACUGUCACUGAUAUCAACUUUGGAAGCUUGGCAUCAACUCCAUCUUUAGAUUGUGGCGAUUCUGGUUUGGAGAGACGAAAUUCUUCCGGUACGCUUUUAUCACCAGAAGCAGAUUUAGGAACGGAAACGGACGGUUUUUAUCUUCUCAAAAAAGAUUCUCAGCGCAGAACCACAUUGUCCAAAGUACUGGCUAAUGAUGGGACUAAAAUAUGCGACCUCUGGAUGCAAAAAGUUAGAGACAAGUAUUUAGGCGAAACUGUUUUGACUCCCCAACAUUUGCACAAGCUAAUGGAGGCUUUGAAGUCAUACGUGACAGACCCAUCUUUAAGUAUCGUUGAAUCAACAAUAAAGCAGCUCAAAGAAGAACUAGAUUACGACUAUGCCUCUAUCAACCAGCUACAGUUUGCCAUAUACUUAUAUCAGGAAUCUGUUAACGAAAUCCUGCGACUUCACCCCAUAAAACCCCACUGGAUGUUUGCAUUGGAUCAUUUAGUACGUUCUUGCGUUCAAGCUGCUAUGACGGUACUGACACCUGAGCUAAGUGAAAAUCUCGCAGCCCAAGGCUCUGUGGACACUACAAAAUCCAGCAAGACUAAUGAUAGUUUUGAAAUAGGACAUCCGUCUUUGGCACAUCUCAAAGCUGGCGAACAUACAAGAACUUGUCAUGAUUGUUCGGAGAAUUUUUCAAAAAUGAUUAAAGAAUUGCAAGAAGCUUAUAAGCAACAAAUAGAGUCGCUGAAAUCGUUGCUACAAGAAACCACUUUACGAAUAAGUAUCCAACCGCCACCAGAAGCACAGGAAGAAGAAGAAGAUCCCAGGCUUGCCCAUUGGCUUAAAGGUUUGGGAAUAAGUGAAGCCUCUCAAAAAAAGGUUUUGUUACGUGGAUAUACUUUGGAAGAAGUAUUGCAUGACUUUACCAGAGAAGAAAUAAGGGGACUUGGAUUAUUAGGGGCUUCCGGCUUAAGAAUUUGGAAAGCCAUUAAACAAUAUCGUGGUACUAAUGGUGUUAAGUAAUAUUUGACAAAAAAUACUAGCAUUGUACAAAAUUGAGACACAAAUUAGAUGUUGUUUCGGUUCCAACUAAACUGUAAAACUGCUUUGAUUGGAACCAAAACAGAGCAUCAAUGGACACAGACUGCCCUGAAAUGAAAGUUAGGCAGGUAUGUUCCAAUACGAAUCACAGUUUGAUGGUAUUGGUAUUUUGAUUUAAGUUUUAUUUUUACGAAUGAGAAUUUGGUUUAUUAAUUUUUGUGGCAUUAGGGAAUGUCUUGUUGGAAUUGUGUUUACUUUGUUAAUUUUUUUUUAUGAUUCAAUUUCUAUCAGAAUAUUUUCCAGAUGGAAUGAAUCCAUCUGGAAUAUGCAAUAAGUGUGAUUGUGCUCUGUAAGUAUCGAAUUCAAAGGAACUUUUCUCUCCAAUUGUCUUACAACGCACAAUCAAACGCAUUGCAUAUUCUGGCAGUGUCUAAAAGCCAUACAACCUCAUGGCAGUGAAUUUUAGACUUACCGCUUGUACUACUGUGACUUUUCCAUAUGGAAAAUAUUCUGACUAAAUUCAUCACACUCUCAAUUGUUAGAUUUCUAUUUUGACUAGCAAGAUGCAGUUUCAUUUGGAACAUUUUAUAGGUUAUUAUUAUUUUUUUUUUAAGUGGGUAUUUUUCGAAACACACAAUGAAAAUUAGCAGAAUGGCACUAUAAAAAACUGACAGAAAUUGUAUUUUUUGUUUUUAAAAACAGAAAAAUUUAUUAUUUAUUAACUUUUAUUAUAAGAAGAAUAAUAUUUAUUAUAUGUUAACGAAUUUAUAGUUUAUUUAUACAUUAGAAUAGGGUUACACCCUUGGUUAUACUGUGAUUGUUUUUUUUUUUUUUUGUUCUCCAAUUUAAUUGAAUAAAUUUUUAUUCAGCAAAAAAAAUUGUUGAAAUUUUUUUACCAAUGUUAUUCAGGAUUAAACUGUUUAUUUGUCUUCCGAAAACGAAUGAAAGAACUGACUAAAGUUGAUCCAUAUAUUAGAAAGUAUACAAUUUUUAUUGUUUUUUUCUGAGUGAAUAUAUUUUUUAUUUGGAGAUCAUUAAUUAUUGUUAUAUUUUAAGGCAUAAGAAAU